Ramularia collo-cygni is the source of this 813-nucleotide messenger RNA. RefSeq lists its product as uncharacterized. The record is from RefSeq and is a predicted model, not a curated record. Lineage: Eukaryota; Fungi; Ascomycota; Dothideomycetes; Mycosphaerellales; Mycosphaerellaceae. The transcript is spliced from 3 exons. Bases 1 to 813 code for a protein of 270 amino acids.
AUGGCAAAGCUGUGGUUUCUCAUUCUUAGCACUUUCUUAAUCUUUCAAUCCCAUCUCAUCCACGCCGACUCAUCAAUGCGUCGCCCACGAGCUCUGGUGUACCGCGGUCCAGCAGCCUGUGAAGGAUGUCCCGAAUCCGUUGCCGCAUUACUGCGAUCCUCUCCCCAAAACUUCAAAGUCCGCUAUGCGGGUCCCAAGGAAGCCAUCCGCAUCACCCCGGAGAACCUCAAGAAAUUUGACCUGUAUGCUCAGCCGGGAGGUGGAGAUGAUGUAGAUGAGACGUUUGCACAGGUAGCGGCAUAUGCCCCAGCAAUCCGCGACUUUGUCGCAAACGGCGGACGCUACUUUGGUAUCUGUUUGGGUGCAUUCUUCGGCGGACCCUCACCCGGCUAUGGCCUCCUUCCCGAAGGUGCAGAUGCAAAGUCCGAGAUGCUACAGAAAGGCGCCCAAGUCACCAAUGCGGAUGAUGCCGUCAUUCAGAUGGACUGGAUGUGGGCUACUGGACCCAAAGCUGGUCAAGCAAUAAAGAAACGAUGGGUCUAUUUCCAGGAUGGCGCCGUGAUUCUGAAAUUUGUUCAAGGAAAGGACGCAUUCGUGCUUGGGCGAUAUUCUAGUAACGGUGAUGUUGCUGCCACGCUGAACAAGUUCGGUAGGGGCUGGGUCGGGCUGGUGGGACCUCAUCCCGAGGCUGACCAAGAUUGGUUUGAUGAUGAGGACUUGAGAGCCCCAGACGGUUUGUCUUUUGACAUUGGCCAUGACUUGAUCGAGGCGAUCAUGUCAGGAGGUCCAAUUCACCCUAAGGAGGGACUGUGA